CCACGCGGCGGAAAGUUCGGCGGCGAGCGAGGAUCCUUUUCGCAGCCAGCCGAGCCCUCGGAAUGCUGCCCACUGUGUUAUUGGACAUUGUUGCUAGCUUCAAGUAGUCAUGUAGUGCUCUUCUAUCAUUGAGAUAUGAGAAGCAAUUUACCAUUUCCUUGUGACUACGUAAUUUGAGGGCUCUGGAGGUAGCCCCGAGUGCGCAAGCGCAGGGAAGAAAACUGGAGGGUGGAAGCCGGGACUGUCUUUUGACAGCGAUUCCGGGGCGGGGACGUCGGAAAGAUUCCGAAUCGAGUCCCGGCACUGCAGUGACAGCGAUGGCAAUUUUUAGUGUGUAUGUGGUGAACAAAGCUGGCGGCCUGAUUUAUCAGCACGACAGCUACUCGCCGCGGGCUGAGGCUGAGAAAACUUUCAGUUACCCGUUGGAUCUGCUGCUCAAACUACACGACGAGCGUGUGCUGGUUGCCUUUGGCCAGCGCGAUGGCAUCCGGGUGGGCCAUGCAGUGCUGGCCAUCAAUGGCGUAGACGUGAACGGCAAGCACUUGCCCGAUGGGAAAGACGUGCUGGAGUAUCUGAGUAAUCCUGCUAAUUACCCUGUGUCCAUUCGCUUUGGCCGGCCUCGCCUCACCUCCAAUGAGAAGCUCAUGCUGGCCUCCAUGUUCCACUCGCUCUUUGCCAUUGGCUCUCAGCUGUCCCCCGAACAGGGCAGCUCAGGCAUUGAGAUGCUGGAGACAGACACAUUCAAACUGCACUGCUUCCAGACACUGACAGGGAUCAAGUUUGUGGUGUUGGCAGAUCCUAGGCAAGCUGGAAUCGAUUCUCUUCUCCGAAAAAUUUAUGAGAUUUACUCAGAUUUUGCCCUAAAGAAUCCAUUCUACUCUCUGGAAAUGCCCAUCAGGUGUGAGCUGUUUGACCAGAACCUGAAGCUAGCUCUGGAAGUAGCAGAAAAGGCCGGGACUUUUGGACCAGGAUCAUAAGCUAAACCUGCUUUGGACUUACAAAUUCAGAGAAGUCUUGUAGCAAGGGUUCCACUGUUUCCACUCUCAACAGGGCAUCCAGCAGCCUUGCUAGUGUACUUGAAAACGGAGACUAUCUAGCCUGAUGACACACGUUGAUCCCUGAGCCUUAACUCUGUGCUCUCUUCCCUUUUGUAUACAUCGUGGUCCUUCUUCCUAACUCUGUACAGAUUUAUUCAUGGAGGAGGUAGGCUCGUAAGUGCUGUAAUAAACAUUUCUUUGAUCCAACAUUUCCUGUCAUAACUGAUGGUUUUGAGGAAAGGCAUGGGAAAGAAAAACAAAUGGUAUGGGAAUUCUGAGAAGCUGAGAUAGUGUUCUAGUAGAAAACAAAGCAAGUAUGUUCACUGAGUAUGUAUUGAAUGUAAUACUUGAAUCGGGUGUCCUGGAUGUCGUCCUUGAUCUGCUGCUUUCCUGGCUUGAGGUGGCAGUGGUGAUGGAGAUGGAACAUUUGCCCAGCACUUAGAGCUAGGCCUUCUUGCUUUAUCUCACUCCAUCUCCACCCCGCCAGGGUGUAUGUUCUCUUACAGGAGUUAGCAAGUACAAACUAUGCCUCAGUCUCCAGGCUCGUUACCAACAGCCUGAAUUUGCACCCACACUUUCUGACCAUACUACCAUCAAAGUGCUGUUGUACUACCUCCAGCCAAGUUAUUUAACCUGCCUGCGUUCCAAUAGCUUUGUCUCUGUAUACUGAUCACUGAAGUACAAUAUUCAGCUAAAGACAGGGGAGGUAUACAGCCUGGGAUAUAGCUUGGCAGUGCUUGGCCUGCCUGGCUAGUGCAAGGUCCUGGGUUCAAUUUGCAGUAUUGUAAAAACAAAAGGGGCUGGGAUGCUCAGUGCAAAGGCCCUAGGUUCAAUCCCCAAUACAAAAAAAAAAAAAAACAGGAGAGGCAUGAGUGUAAAGGCUCCAUUCCACACUUUGCAUUCCAGGGAAAAGUUCAGGUGUUAAGAUAAUUUUUUUCCCCUUUGGUACCAGUAAUCACUCAGGGGCUUGAGCUUGCCAGGCAAGCAUUGUGCCACUGAACUAUAUCCCUGGCCAACAAGAUAAUUUCUCAGGGAAAGCUUUCGCUGGCUUAUUUUACGCCUUUUGAAAGAAUGAGUCACUCACUGACUGCUUUAUAUCAAAUCUAGUUUUAAUUUUCUAUAACAAGUCAUCUUGCCCUCCUAAUAGUUCUUUACUGUACUCAGGAUGUUGGUGAGAGUAGUAGCCUCCUCUCUUACCCUGAAGAUUCAGGUAUUA
Fukomys damarensis (Damara mole-rat) is the source of this 2253-nucleotide messenger RNA. It is a transcript of the gene Trappc4, whose product is annotated as trafficking protein particle complex 4. The record is from RefSeq and is a predicted model, not a curated record. Lineage: Eukaryota; Metazoa; Chordata; Mammalia; Rodentia; Bathyergidae. Gene Ontology annotation, cellular component: TRAPP complex. Gene Ontology annotation, biological process: endoplasmic reticulum to Golgi vesicle-mediated transport. The transcript is spliced from 5 exons. Bases 318 to 977 code for a protein of 219 amino acids.